Molecule: messenger RNA, 993 nt
Organism: Penicillium subrubescens
Lineage: Eukaryota; Fungi; Ascomycota; Eurotiomycetes; Eurotiales; Aspergillaceae
Product: intradiol ring-cleavage dioxygenase
Exons: 1
Coding region: 1-993 (330 amino acids)
Biological process (GO): catechol-containing compound metabolic process
Molecular function (GO): catechol 1,2-dioxygenase activity; ferric iron binding
Source: RefSeq, a predicted model, not a curated record
AUGGACUCAUCGAACAAACGUAUUCCGCUGCUCAAAGACCUGACCAUCGACAACAUUACAGAUAAUGUGAAUCUGGUCAACUCGAAGAACCCGUCGCCGCGAUUCAAAUUCCUUCUCGAACGGCUUGUUGUCCACCUCCAUGACUUCGCCCGCGAAACACGUUUAUCCCAGAAUGAGUGGUUGGAGGCAAUUUUGUUCCUCACUGCCACAGGCCAGAUCUGCUCAGACGUCCGACAAGAGUUCAUCUUGCUGAGCGAUAUCUUGGGGCUGAGCCUGCUAGUCGACAGUAUCGACCAUCCAAAACCUGCAGGGUCAACUGAGGGCACGGUUCUGGGGCCGUUCCACACUCACGACGCUGAACAACUUGAAAACGGUGCUAUAAUGUCGCAUGAUCAGAAUGGGGAGCCCCUGUUUGUCUUAUGUACAGUCAAAGAUACUCAAGGCAACCCGGUCUCGGAUGUCAAGAUUGACAUCUGGGAGACUGAUUCGAGUGGCAUGUACGACGUCCAACAUUUGGAGAGAGAGAAGCCAGACGGGAGAUGUAUCCUGACGAGCGACGAGGAGGGCAAGUUCUGGUUCAAAGGAAUUGUCCCGGUUCCUUACCCUAUUCCACAUGAUGGACCAGUCGGUAUGCUGCUAUCCAAGUUGAACAGGCACCCGAUGAGGCCAAGCCACAUGCAUUUUAUGUUUGAAAAGGAAGGUUGGGAUAAGUUGAUAACAGCCCUGUAUCUGAGGGGCGAUCCGUACGAGACAUCAGAUGCAGUGUUUGGGGUCAAGGAGCCAUUGAUUGUGGAUCUGGGCCGAGUAGAUAAGGACCUGGCAAGAAAAUACCCGGGAAUUCAUGAAGGGACAAGAUUGAUGACCUAUGAUUUCGUGCUUGUGACGGACAAGGAGACGGUGCAGUUGAGGGAUCGGAAUAGUGUUGAGGCGCUGAAGAAGCUGAAUAUGUCAGUGAAGAUUGUAGACGGUUUGCCGGUCCCGCAAAUUGACUGA